AUGCCAUCCCCCGAGAGAUCCUCACACCGACCGCAGUCUCCAGCACAACACGAGUCUGAUCGCCGGCAUCACCGAAGUCGGCAUGGCCACAGCCAUUCUAAUUCCCAUUCGCACGGCCACCGGCACCGGGACCACUCACGCUCGCGCUCUCCCCACCGAUCUGACCGGCGCAAAUCAGACCGUCUUCGUCGACAUGACCGAGAUCGAGGAGAGCGGGACCAUCGUCAUGAGCGGCGAAGCAGGGAGCCUCCGGCGCAGCCUGUGAUUCUCCCGUACCAGGCGCGAGAACUCUCGAGGCGCGAUCUGGAGGCCUUCGAGCCUAUGUUUGCAAUGUACUUGGAUAUCCAGAAGGGGUUGAUCAUUGAGGAACUGAAAGAUGAGGAGGUGAAGGGGCGGUGGAAGAGUUUCAUUCGGAAGUGGAAUCGUGGCGAACUCGCCGAGGGUUGGUAUGAUCCAGCUACACUCGACAAAGCGCGUAAGAGUGCAGAAGAAUACCGGUCGAUUCCGGCGGAAAGAGCAUCGCCGCAUCAUGGACGAGGUGGAUUGUCACAGGAUGUGAGAGCGGAGUCUCUACCCGCGAGGGAGGAUGAGGAUGGAGAGGAAGCACAAGAAGACGAUGAGGAGGAAUAUGGACCGACACUUCCCGUUCCAGGGUUUUCGAGAGAUGUAACCCAUUCUGGGCCGACUAUACCGAACAUGCAGGACCUCGAGCUCAAGCGAGAAUCCGCGAUUGAGGACCUCGUCGCCGCCCGCGAAGACUCGCGACAACAGUAUCGCUCUGAAUUGCGCUCUCACAAGACCGAGUUGCGCCAUCUAGAAGACGAGAUCACGCCGCGUGCAGAGCCUGGAACCCGGGAGCGCCAGCUCGAAAAGCGCCGAGAAGCCGCUGCCGCAAACCGCGCAUUUGCAAACGCUCGCGGGGCUUCACCCGAAGCUGCCCCCGACGCGGAGCUGAUGGGAGAUAAUGAUUUCGCGUCUCUCAAGAAGGAGAAGGAAAAAGAGCAGCGUAAGAAGAAUGAGCGGGAGAUCCGACGAGAGGAGAUUCUUCGGGCUCGUGCUGCGGAGCGAGAGGAGCGAGUUCAGAAGUUCCGUGAAAAGGAGGAAGAAACUAUUGGCUGGUUGCAGACUCUGGCGAAGCAGCGGUUUGGCUGA
Penicillium canariense is the source of this 1152-nucleotide messenger RNA. RefSeq lists its product as uncharacterized. The record is from RefSeq and is a predicted model, not a curated record. The transcript is spliced from 3 exons. NCBI's taxonomy places the organism in Eukaryota, Fungi, Ascomycota, Eurotiomycetes, Eurotiales, Aspergillaceae. The coding region runs from base 1 to 1152 and encodes 383 amino acids.